Molecule: messenger RNA, 8826 nt
Organism: Branchiostoma floridae (Florida lancelet)
Lineage: Eukaryota; Metazoa; Chordata; Leptocardii; Amphioxiformes; Branchiostomatidae
Product: IgGFc-binding protein-like
Exons: 57
Coding region: 103-8529 (2808 amino acids)
Cellular component (GO): extracellular matrix
Source: RefSeq, a predicted model, not a curated record
AAGAGUUAGUACCGGGGCCAAGUUGUCCUUCUUCCCCGAUUGGUCCUGUGACACACAGGAAAAAGUUUUUUGUAGGAGUUUUGACCACAUCCAUCUACCAACAUGGCGCGGUCUUUUGUUUUGGUGGUUUUGGUGCUGUACAUGGCGACAGUUGCUAAACCAGCAAGUCUGAACAAGAUGCCGGGCUUCCCUGCCAAGGUUUCGACAGGUCUCCAUGUCCGUGACAACCGUGGUACGGAGUUUCUGGUGGUGUUCACGGAGAACAUGCUCCGUCAGCAGCACCCUCCCAAACUCUUCAUCACCGGGACAGUGCCUCAUGACACUGCCGUCACCGUGGAGGCUCCCUUCAAGUCCUUCACAAAGUCACUCACGGUCAAGGACGGACAGGUGUCGAUUGUGGAGAUCCCUCGGGACAUAGAGCUCCGUGGGACAGGCAGGGCGUCCAAGGCGAUCCGGGUGACGUCUGACGCUGAGAUAGUGGUGUACGGAGUCUUCACGGAGCAGGCUUCUUCAGACGCCUUCCUCGCAUUGCCGGUGGAUGUGCUCGGGGAAGAGUACUACACAGCCGGGUACCACCCGAGGGGCGAGCCGUCCGAGUUUGCCGUGCUCGGUGUAGAGGACGGUACGACUGUGACCAUCACUACAACCCAGAAGGUGAAGGGAAACAUCGACGGACAGAAGUUCGACCGAGGGACAACCAGGAGCUUAACUCUCAAUAGGAUGGAAGCGGUCCAGCUGCAGAGCGAUGACGACCUGACCGGGUCUCACAUCACAUCCGACAAGCCUGUGGCAGUCUUCAGUGGGAACAAGUUCACAACGGUUCCCCGGAUCAGCGGAACUGGUGACCACCUUGUUGAGCAGGUUCCUCCCGUGAACACCUGGGGCCGGCGGUUUGUAACGGUCCCGCUGGAGGGCAGGACUGGCGGGGACAUCUUCCGCAUCGUGGCCGCUAAGGAUAACACACAGGUUCGUCUCAGUAGCAGCCAAAGUCAAACCCUGCAAGCCGGGGAAUUCUGGGAGCUGGACAUCCCAUCGGACGAGUAUCACCUGAUCAACGCCUCUGAACCAAUCAUGGUGCUCCAAUUUAGCAAGACGGGACGGAACGUCGACCGUACGGACACUGACCCCUUCAUGAUGUACCUCCCUCCCAUCGAGCAAUUCGCCGCAGACUACGCGUUUGCUACGGCUGACCUCAUUUCCGGAACAACCAAGAACUACGUCAGCAUCGUGCUGAGGACGGACGAGCUGGACGGGCUGCUAUUGGACGGAGGAAAACUCCCACAAUCCACUGCGUGGCAUCCCAUCCCGGGCACAGACCUGUCAGCUACCGGACUGAUGGUUAACCCUGGGACCCAUACACUCAAACAUACCUCUCCUAUCGUCACUUUCUCAGUGUUCAUGUACGGAUUCUCGUACCCGGAGUCCUACGGCUACCCCGGCGGCCUGCGAUUGGCUAAGAUCGCAGCUCCGUGCCAGGUGACCCAGCCGACCCCUGCUGACGGCGAGGAUAACGACUGUGACGGGCGGAUAGACGAGGAGCUGCCCAACGGGGUGGACGACGAUGGGGACGGCCUGGUGGACGAGGAUCUGGCGGCGGAUCCUUGUGCCGGAGAUCCAUGCAAAAACGGCGGCCAGUGUGUUGUGGAUGGGAACCACUUCCGCUGUGACUGUCAGCCGGGCUGGGAGGGGCCCAGCUGCUUAGACGUGGCUCCCUAUGAAGAUCUCUGCCUGGGUACCACUGCUUGUGCCAGAUCAGCCGGAGCAUCAUGCCGUACCUGGGGAGACCCGCAUUACAUCUCGUUUGACGGGACGAGAACAGACUUCAUGGGGACCUGUACCUACACACUGGCGGAGAGGACGGAGGAACCAGCCUUCAGGGUGGCGGCUAAGAACGAACACAGGAACGGGCGGACCCACGUGUCGUAUGUGGGCAGAGUAACAGUGGAGGUGUAUGGACAGAAGAUCACCGUGUCCAGAAACAACAGGGUUGCGAUCAACGACGUCCCUGUUGCCCUCCCGGCAUGCCUCGGCAGCAAGGCAGGAGUGCGCAUGAGCGGAAGAGACGUCAUCAUCUACACCGACUUCUGCCUCCGGGUCACGUACGACGGCAACCACGAGGUCAACCUGGAAGUGCCAAACCACCUAAUUGGCCAGUCUCGAGGCAUGUGUGGCAACUUCAAUGGAGACCGCACGGAUGAUCGACAGCUCCCUGACGGGAGUCUCGCAACCAGCCAGGCGACGUUUGGUGACAGUUGGAAAGCGGCUGACAUCAUUGAUGCAAGCUGCCCAGCUGAGGACACUCCGGAAAUCACCUUUGACCUGUCCCAAGCCGACGCCGCCCUCGUACAGACCAUAGAAAGCACCAGCCAGUGUGGGAUGAUACUCGAUCCCAACGGACCGUUCGGGGACUGCCACGAGGUCGUUGACCCCAAGGACUACUACGACGCAUGCGUGUUCGACAUGGCCUCCCACGAAGGGACGGUUCCCGAGCUGCUUUGCGAGAGCAUCCAAGCGUACUCCGACGUAUGCGUGGAUGAGGGUGUGCCUCAGCCGAGCUGGAGGACCGAUUCAUUCUGUCCCAUGCGGUGCCCACCGAUGUCCGAGUACGCCCACUGCGUCAGCCCGUGCCCGGCCACCUGUGCGGACCUGGCGGCCGAGAAGUGCAACCCUACCGAGCGGUGUAUGGAAGGCUGCCGGUGUCUGGACGGGUUCGUCCUGAGUGGGGAGGUCUGCGUCCCUGCCGACCAGUGCGGGUGUUGGAAGGAAGGGAGGUACCACAGGCUGAACGACGAUUGGUCCGAGGGUGACCAGCUCUGCACGUGCGGCCCUAGCGGGGACAUCAGGUGUGUGCAGGCCGCCUGCCCACCCGGGUCCACGUGGAGAAUGGAGGAGGGCGUCAUGGGAUGUCAGCCCGAUGCACCACUAAUGGCCGAUGAUCCAGGAGCGAGCCAAGGAGUGACGGAAACCAACGAAUGCCUGGGAACACUUUUCUGUCCCACAGAAUCCAGUAACUGCACGGGGUGGGGAGACCCACAUUACAUCACGUUUGACGGGAGGCGCCACGACUUCCAGGGCAAGUGCAAGUACGUCCUGGUGCAACACCGCGACUUCCGCGUGGCGGCGCGCAACGCGCAGCACAACAGCAACGCCAGGGUGUCGUUCAUAGACGUGGUAGAGCUGAACCUUUACGGGCAUAAAGUGGAGAUUCUGCAGGGCCUUCUUGUCAUGGUUGACGGCGUUCUCCGGACGUUGCCGAUCUGUAUCGAAGGGAGGGUGUCCAUCCAGCUGAGUGGCAAGUACGUGGUCAUCACCACUGACAUGUGCUUCACAAUGGCUUUUGAUGGAGACAACCGUCUGGAGAUCAACCUGCCGGACAUCUAUGGGGGCGAGGUUGACGGGAUGUGCGGUGACUACAACGGAGACGGGGGCGACGACAACAAAAUGCCGGACGGAAGUGCCGCACGGAAUUCUCUGGAAUUCGGAAACAGCUGGGUCUCUCCUGACGACAUGAGCUGCCCAGCCAUCACACCAGAAGAGACGUUUGACCUGGCCCAGGCUGACCCAGCUCUAGUCCAGCAGUACGAAGACGUCCAGUUUUGUGGACAGCUGACGGAUUUGACUGGCGUCUUCCAGGAUUGCAUUAAGGCCGUUGACCCAGAAGAAUAUUUCGGCGCAUGCGUGUACGACCUCGCCGCGCACAGUGGAGACCAGACGAGCCUGUGUCAGAACCUGCAGGCCUACGCUGACGCAUGCGCAUCGGCGGGACUCGAGCCGCCAAAGUGGCGAAGACCCGACCUCUGCCCGAUGACGUGUCCACCCAACAGCCAGUACUCUUCCUGCAUGUCACCAUGCCCACGCACAUGCGUAGAACCCAACGCUCCUGACACCUGCAGGGGCGCAUGCGUAGAAGGGUGCAAGUGCGAUCUCGGCUACCUGCUGAGCGGAGACCGCUGCGUUCCCAUGAGCGACUGCGGCUGUGUCCGGGAAGGCAGUUACUAUAAGCUGGAUGAAAAGUUCGUGUUGGGUGACGAGGAGUGCACCUGUCUGGCCGGGGAUGAAGUGAUGUGUGCCAAGAUCGCGUGUCCAGAGGGACAGACAUGGCAACUGAAGAACGGCCACUGGUCCUGUCAGCCAGAUGUGGCCCUUGUGAUGGAUGACAGUCCCUCAGCCCUGCAGCCACAGUGUGACUUCUCCUGUCCACGCAGUGAGGGAACCUGUAAAGCAUGGGGAGACCCUCACUACACCACUUUUGACAACCUAAGGUUCAACUUCAUGGGUGCGUGCACCUACACACUGGCACAGUACACGCAGGGUCCGUCGGCGUUCCACAUUGCGGCUAAAAAUGAGCAUCGCGGCAACAACAACAGAGUGACGUUUGUCGAGAAAGUUUACGUUGACGUUUAUGGUCAUCGCAUCACUAUGGAGAAGGGGCACAAAAUCUAUGUGGACGGUGUGCGACGAAACGCCCCUGUGUGUCUGCCUGAGGGCAUCACCAUCAAGAAGAGCGGCAGGUGGACAGUACUGGAGACGAACUUCUGCAUGGAGGUCAAGUAUGAUGGAGACAAGAAGGUAGACGUGGGCCUCCCCAACCGCAUGAUGAAUCAGUUGAGCGGAUUGUGUGGUGACUUUAACGGUCAGAGGGACGACGAUCAAAUCAAGAAAGACGGCAGCCUGACCACCAACACAAGGGAGUUCGCCGAAAGUUGGGUCACAGAAGAUGACCCCUACUGCCUCCCAGACGAAGUUGCCGCUGAGUUUGAUUUGGCCCAAGCCGACCAGGCCCUGCUUCAGGAAGUCGAGAGCGUGACUAACUGCGGCAGACUCACCGAUACGGCCGGCAGCUUCGGGCGGUGCGCGAGGACUGUGGAGCCGACCGGCUUCUUUGACUCGUGCGUGUACGACAUGGCCGCGUUCGACGGCGAGAGGGACAUGCUGUGUCAGAGCCUGCAGGCCUACGCCGACGCAUGCGCGGAGAACGGCAUCAUGGUGGCCAACUGGAGGAACGAGUCAUUCUGUCCGUUGAUGUGCCCUGCCAACAGUCACUACACGCCGUGCUCCUCCGCCUGCCCCGCCACGUGUUCCAACACCGACGCGCCCAGGUUCUGUCCACACGCAUGCGUAGAAGGCUGUGAGUGCGACGAGGGUCACGUGCUCAGCGGACAGGACUGCGUUCCCAUGGAGCAAUGCGGCUGUACCGUGUAUGGAAACUACUACCAGCUUGGAGAGGAAUGGGGAGAGGAAGGCAACCGGCAUUGUAUCUGUGGCGAGAACAACCAGAUUCAGUGCGCUGUGGUGGAGUGUGCUCCUGGGUCCGCCUGGUACAUCAAGGACGGCAAACUGGGAUGUCAUGCACUACUGCCGGCACCCAUGACGAAGUGUCCUGACGGCUGGCUGACCCAUUCCGGCUCCUGCUACAAGUACGUGGUGGGAUCUUCUUCCUGGCACGACGCACGCCAGGAUUGUCUGCAUAGCGGAGGCGAUCUCGUCAGCAUCAACUCACAGGAGGAAUGGACUUGGGUGCUUGCCCAGAAGCCUGAUGGAAAGUACUGGAUCGGUUUCCAUGACAACAGCAAGGAGGGUUCUUUCGAAUGGAGUGACGGCAGCCCUGUUAUGGUCACAUACUGGGGCGCAGGAGAACCAAACAACAUUGGGGACGAAGACUGUAUAGAAAUCCUUGGAGACACGUGGAACGACCAAGAGUGCACAGACACCAUCAACUACAUCUGUGAGAUCACUGUUGGUGCAGAGCUUGAUGCACGUGAGUGCCCUGACGGUUACCACGAGUUCAACGGUCAGUGUUACAUGUUCUCCGCUAACAAGAUGGCGUACCACGAUGCUGAGAAGAACUGUCUGGAUCAGGGGGCCACUAUGGCUGUCAUCAAGGAUCAGUUCACCCACAACUACUUGGUGACUCACAUCAGGAACACCGUGGACGAAUCCCAUUGGUUCGGUCUGAAUGAUCGACAGGCGGAGGGGACAUGGGUGUGGACUGACGGAGGUGCAUUGGGAGACUUCAACGUGUGGCACUCGAGAGAGCCUAACAGUGCUGGUGACGAGGACUGUGCUGAACUCCGGAAGGUGUACGCUUAUGACUGGAACGACUUGAGCUGUACAGCACAACAACACUACAUCUGCCAACUCAACGCCCCCACAGCUAUUGUACACGUGCCAAGUGAUGAUGCAUCGGCCCUGAUGACCGACCCACUGGAGGUGGCCAUGCACGACCUUUGUUUAGACGAGCCGCUUUGUCCUACCGAAGGAGUUGGAGAGUGUCGAGCCUGGGGCGAUCCUCACUACAUCUCGUUUGACGGGAGAAGGACGGACUUCCAGGGCAUCUGCACCUACGUGCUGGCGGAGAGCACGGCGGGAACACACUUCCGCGUGUCGGCCAAGAACGAGCACCGCCAUAACAACAGGGUGUCGUUCGUCAGCAGGGUGGACGUGGAGGUGUACGGGCACAAGGUGUCACUGGAGAAGGGCAAGAAGGUCAAGGUUGAUGGGAUCCAGCGCACCCUCCCAGUCUGCUUGGGCCGAACCAUGGUCAAGCUGAGCGGCAACAACAUUGUCCUCUACACGGACUUCUGCCUCAAGGUCAUCUACAACGGCAACGCUCUGGUGGACGUCAAGAUCCCAUCGAUAUUCAGUGGUCAGACAAAGGGUGUUUGUGGUAACUUUAACGGCCAACAAGAUGAUGACAGGGUCUCGCCCCUGGGAAUGGCCACAACAGGAGUGGUUGAGUUUGGGGAGAGCUGGAGGACCAAUGAUGAUCCCAGCUGCCCGUUAGCCCCAGAGCUACCAGAGGACCAUAUCAACGAGAACCAGGCCCUGGUGCAGGAGGUGGAGAGUGUGACCAACUGUGGACAACUCACCGACGGUAGGGGGAUGUUUGGUGCCUGCUUCUCUGUCGUGGAUCCUUCCAACUACUUUGAUGCAUGUCGAUACGAUAUGCUGAUGUUUGACGGAAGCCAGGCCCUGAUGUGUGAGAACCUGGAGGCUUACGCUGAGGCAUGCGCACAAGCUGGCAUCCUCAUCACAGGGUGGAGGACUGAACAUAUGUGUCCUCUGAUGUGCCCACCUAACAGCCACUACAGCCCCUGUACCUCAGCCUGCCCCUCCAUGUGUACGGACCUGAACGCGCCUGCGCGGUGUAACAGCCCGUGUCUGGAGGGGUGCGAGUGUGACGAGGGUUACGUCAUGAGCGGUGACGCUUGUGUACCCAAGGAUCAGUGCGGUUGUGUCCAUAACGGAAACUAUUAUGCGCUGGCAGAAGAAUGGGGAGAAGGAGACAACAAAAUGUGCAAGUGUCACACCGGGAAUGAAGUACAGUGCAUCGAGGUGGCCUGUGCACAGAACGAGCACUGGGCAAUUGUGGACGGAGAACUGGCCUGCUACAACCUUGAACCGCUGUGUAAGAGCAGGUUCACAGGAAGCACUAAGCAGUACCGCUGGGACGUGGGCCGGCUGAACACUGACACUUUCACGUUCGAGGUCAAGGCCAGGAGCGACGCACAUCUGUCCCUCUCUCCUGCCAACAGGGAUAUGGAUGACGGUUACGAGAUUGUGCUCGGUAGCCAUGGCAACUCGAGGAACUCCAUCCGGAGGAAGGCUGACGGUGAGGAUGUCCUGGUUCUGGACGAGUGGGGUGUCGUCACCGCACGGAGGUUCCGCAAGUUCUGGGUCUCCAUCGAGAAUGGAAGGAUCGCUAUUGGAACCUACAUGGGCCCCGCCUUCAUGGAAUGGACUGACCCGAACCCCCUGUCCGCCAGGUAUGUUGGGUACACGACUGCAGAGGGCAACACUGGCGAGUGGCGCUUCUGUGACAUGGACAACAGUGCCUUCCAGGCCGGUGACGAGGUCGUGCAGGUGGUCGACCCUAUCGAGCCGAACGGAGAGAUCUUCCUCCCGCUGCCGGACGUUGUUCAGAGUGACGUCCCCCUGCUCACCCCUAACGACAUAAUGAGCGAGUCCAUGAACACCGUAUCCAUGGACCAGGCUACCUGUCACUCUGUGGGAGAUCCUCACUACAGGACCUUCGACGGAAAGUACUACAGCUUCAGUGGGAACUGCUCCUACACUCUGGUUCAGAGUCUCAAGUUGGGAGAAGAUUUCAGCGUGGCGACAGACAACAAGAUGGGAUGCGCCGCCCUUGGUAACAUGGAUGAGGCCUGCACCAGGAGUGUUACUGUGCGUGUGAACGGGAACGAACUGCGUCUGGGCCGUAACUACGCCGUGACUCUGAACGGUGCCGCCAUCACCCUGCCCUACACCGGCAACGGCUUCUACAUGGAGAAGAUCUCCAACUCACAGUUCCAGAGGAUCUUCCUGGACAAUGGUUUCACCGUUCUGUGGGACUCCCUGACCCGUGUCUACGUCUCGGCACCAGAGUCUUACAUGGCCAGGACUGCCGGACUGUGUGGUACCUACACACUCAACCAAGAGGAUGACUUCCAGGAUCCGAGUGGCCGUCUUCGGGGCUCUGUUGAGUCUUUCGUGCGACACUGGAAGACCGACCCUAACUGCGUGGACUAAUGCCUUAACCCUAAACACGACCAAACAAAAGUGCCUGACACAUUUGGAUAUCCCAUUGCUUUAGCUUUCUCUAAUACUUACCUUUAAUACAUUACUAAGUUAGCAAACAAUGUAGAUUGUUGAAGAUAUGUGCACACUAUCUUUCAGGACUAUUUCUGCACCUUUAAGCAUGCAUUCCGAUUUCUCAUACUUAUGCUGUCACAAAGAACCUUUAAAUGUUGAAAUGUAGACUUGUCUAUGGCACUUAUUGUUCAUAGUUGUUACUGCAAAUAAAUGCACGUUGUGGGUAGUAAUGUA